AUGUCGACGAUCGGAAAUUCAACUAAUAUAUUCUGGCAAGAAUGUCCGGUUGGGAAGCUUGAAAGGCAGAAACUCCUUUGCCAAAAGAGUUGUGUUGUGUGGAUCACAGGUCUCAGUGGAUCAGGUAAAAGUACACUUGCAUGUUCAUUAAGUAGGGAACUGUAUACAAGGGGGAAAUUAUCUGACGUACUAUACGGUGACAACCUUCGGCAUGGAUUAAACAAGGAUCUCGGUUUCAAGGCAGAAGAUCGAACGGAAAAUAUACGCAGGGUCGGUGAAGUUGCAAAGCUAUUUGCAGAUGCCGGCUUAAUCUGCAUUGCCAGUCUAAUAUCUCCAUAUAGGAAAGAUCGAGACGCAUGCCGUGCAAUGUUACCGGAUGAGAACUUUAUAGAGCUAAACCCCCUUUUGCUUGGUUCUCAUCUUAAAUCUUUUUACUUAAAAUGUUUUUUCCUUGUACAUCUCCAGGUUUUCAUGAACAUGCCUCUGACAUUGUGUGAAGAAAGAGAUCCCAAAGGUCUUUACAAGCUCGCACGCUCCGGAAAGAUUAAAGGUUUUACAGGCAUAGAUGAUCCUUAUGAACCGCCGCAGAAAUGUGAGAUUGAAAUGAACCAGAAAGGUGGAGUUUGUCCAACGCCGGUAGCGAUGGCAGGGGAAGUAGUUUCAUUCAUGGAGGAGAAAGGAUAUCUGCAAGAUCAUUAA
This is a messenger RNA of Hibiscus syriacus, 699 nucleotides long. RefSeq names its product adenylyl-sulfate kinase 3-like. The transcript has 5 exons. Lineage: Eukaryota; Viridiplantae; Streptophyta; Magnoliopsida; Malvales; Malvaceae. Gene Ontology annotation, molecular function: ATP binding; adenylylsulfate kinase activity. Gene Ontology annotation, biological process: sulfate assimilation. The record is from RefSeq and is a predicted model, not a curated record. The coding region runs from base 1 to 699 and encodes 232 amino acids.